Messenger RNA from Oncorhynchus keta (chum salmon), 2124 nucleotides. It is a transcript of the gene mcm9, whose product is annotated as minichromosome maintenance 9 homologous recombination repair factor. NCBI's taxonomy places the organism in Eukaryota, Metazoa, Chordata, Actinopteri, Salmoniformes, Salmonidae. Gene Ontology annotation, molecular function: single-stranded DNA helicase activity; single-stranded DNA binding; ATP binding. Gene Ontology annotation, biological process: double-strand break repair via homologous recombination. Gene Ontology annotation, cellular component: MCM complex; nucleus. The record is from RefSeq and is a predicted model, not a curated record.
AUGACUUUUCAUAGCAGGUUCAAAGACCUUACGCAGCAGAUCCAUGAUGUUGAUAAACCUGAGCUGGUAGCUCUGAUAGGGCAAGUGUUUGAGUCGUAUGUAACAGAGCACCACACGACUGACAUCAUGCAGAUCCUUCUGGCGCUUGAUGAAGAUGCCCACUACUCGGUGGUCAGCAACACCAUGACGCUAUUCAAAGCCAACAUGGAGGUGGGAGACUACUUUAACGCCUACCCCAGCGAGGUAGACGUCAACAUCUUCAACAACGCCCUUCACAGAUCCGCCAAGGCGGUGUCAGUGAACUCAACACAGCAAGGCUGCCACAAGUUCAAACACCACCUGCAUGCCCGAAUCACAGAUCUUCCUCUGUGUCCAGAGCUCACCAAGGAGAACAUCCCCAAGUCUCGGAACGCAGGUCACUUCCUGUUCGUAACAGACACGGUCAUCCGCACCAGUGUGACCAAGGUCCUGGAGUAAAGGGACUAAAUGUGUGCCGUCAUGUGCUCUAAGUGCCGUCAUGUGCUCUCCCUGCAAACCGACUUGCCCACCUACUGCCGGAUGGAGCUCCCGCCUACUGCCCCAACCAGGACCUCUGUUCAGGCUGUCUGUGGGCAGUAUUCCAUGGUGGUCAUUCUGGAGGAUGAUCUGAUGGACAUCUGUAAAUCAGGUAACACUGACGAUGUCACAGUGCAUGGAGUAGUUUGUCAGUGAUGGAAUCCCCUGUAUGAUUGUGAACUGGAUCUAGUGUUGAAAGCCAACUUUAUUGAAGUGAACAAUGAGCAGACCAUGGCAGCUCUGGUCUUAGAGGACAUGCAGAAGGAGUUUGACUAGCUCUGGGACAAUUGCAAACAUGACCCUAUAGCUGGCAGGAAGCAGAUUCUCAUGAGUCUGUGCCCACAGGUGUUUGGAAUGUACGUAGUUAAGUUAUCUGUUGCUAUGGUGUUAGCCGGUGGGGUGCAAAGAAUUGAUCCCUUUGGAACAAAGGUAAGAGGUAUGUCUUUGUUUAGGCGAGUUUCAUCUUCUGCAGGUGGGAAGUUUCUGAAGUACGCUGCUAAAAUCACUCCCCUCUCAGUCCUCACUGCUGGGAUCUUCUCUCCUUCCGCAGGUCUCACGGUGGCAGCCGUGAAGGACUCUUGGGAGUGGCAUCUAGAGGCAGGAGCUCUGUUGUUCAACAGCAUCAAAGAGCACGACCGCACCACUAUCCACGGAACCAUGGAGAAGCAGACCAUCACUGUGGUCAAGGCCAGCAUUGUGUGUAAACUGAACACCGGGACAACCAUCUCGGCAGCAUCCAACCCUAAGGGCCAGGAGGACCCCAACGUGCCUGUGUCGGUCAACGUGGUCCUUGCCAGAUCCCUGCUCAGCCGUUUUGACCUGGUCCUUGUCCUACUGGAUGUUAGAGAUAAUGAAUACGACCCUGAUAAUAAUAACGCCUUCAUCUGCCCUCCAGGAGCUCCCAGCCAGUCACAGGAGUAUCUGUGGUGCAUGGAGAAGAUGAAGGCCUAUAUCUGCCUUACCAAGGGGCUGCAGCCGCGGGUGUCUGAGGAGGCCAACUCCAUUCUGUCCAGAGGCUACUACCAGUUGCAGAAGCAAAGCGACAGCAGGAACGCAGCCCACACCACCGACCGCAUGCAGGAGAGCCUCAGCCGCCUCGCAGAUCAGCAGUACCGGACACAGUGUCAGUUCGUUCUGGAGGGACUCCAGCUCCUACACGUCCUCAACAAGGAGAUGGAGAGGCUCUCAAGGCCCGAAACCUGCCAUCUAGACCAUCUAGAGCAGGCCUUCUCCACAGACUCCCUGCCCUCCCACAGCACACCUCGAGCAGGGAAGAAAUGCAACUCAAAGAAGAACUAUGUCCCUUGUAACCUUCCGUCUGGAGACCAAGACCCCUCUGAUACUAGAAAGACUGAACAGAAAAGGGAGAGUGAGAAACAGUGUUACAAAGACAGGCCAGCAGAGGGCAGCAGUGCAGCCAAGAAGUCGAGACUGAGGGUUCAGUCUGACGAUAAAUACUUUUUCACUGAGGUGUCAUGUGACCUGAGCCCAGAGGUCCCAGGGCAGAGGGUGGUAGUGGUAGUGGGGGUAGGGGUCAUGGGACAGAGCAGAAACGCCAGCAGCUGCUGA